AUGUUGAUCUUGGAAGCUGUUGGUAUAGUGUUUCCUGGCCAUCACCACAGAUACUGUUGGAGACAUUUAUACAAAAAUUUCAAGAAGGAUUACAAGGGUCUUGAAUUAUACAGUUCUUUAUGGAAUGCAGCAAAAGCAUACAAAGAAAAGCAUUUUCAGGAACAUUUUGACAAUAUUGUGAAACAGAGUGCUGCAGCUGGUGCUUAUCUCAGUAGAGAAGAUCCUGCUACAUGGUCCAGGGCCUUUUUUAACCCUAUUCACUGUUGUGAACAUAUGAACAACAAUUUUUCAGAGUCUUUUAACAAUAUGAUCAACAAGAUGAGAAAUAAACCAAUUAUAAUGAUAGGAAUAAUGUAUGCUAACUUAGUGAUGGGUACAUGGUACAAUAGGAGGACUGAAUCUGCAUCAUGGGUAGAUGGUAAUUUGGUUCCUACUGCUGUUACAUUGAUUAAGAAAAUGUUGGAAUUUGUGACUGACUAUGGUGUUGACCCUUGUGUGGCUGGAGAGUUAUAUAUGGUGACUAGUCCAAAGAAUUCUGUGUUCACAGUGAACAUACUUGCCAAGACUUGCUCUUGUUUGCAGUGGCAGUUGAGGGGGUUCCCCUGUAUGCAUGCAGUGAGUGCAUUGCAUAGCAUAAGGCCACAAUGGAGAAAGUAA
Papaver somniferum (opium poppy) is the source of this 657-nucleotide messenger RNA. RefSeq lists its product as uncharacterized. The transcript has 3 exons. Gene Ontology annotation, molecular function: zinc ion binding. The record is from RefSeq and is a predicted model, not a curated record. Bases 1 to 657 code for a protein of 218 amino acids. Lineage: Eukaryota; Viridiplantae; Streptophyta; Magnoliopsida; Ranunculales; Papaveraceae.